CUGCGCAGCGGACUAGGAUGCUCUGUUCUCUCGCGCGCACACUCUCCUGUCUCCUGCUUUCCACCGUUAACAUGGACGGGCUUAAUUAAUGCAUGUGUCCCUCCUGCCCUGAAGCUAAUGAAUUUUAAUUCGCCGUUUGAGACUGGACUUGCAUUUUUUCGGCCGCAAAAGCACUGGAAUUUCCUUGUACAGAGUGGAUAACACGGAGGUAUCUGCCGAAUAAUACGUCUUCAGAAAAGAGGCAAAUUAUGCCAGCAGCACCAGAGUCCCUCCCCCUGGUGACUUGCCAGCCCAUUGGUCAGACAGCUCUGUGCACCACCUCUAGCCCCGCCCAAUCCCCUGGCAGAUCCAUGCUGCUGGACACGCCCCACAGAGCCACGCCCACACCAUGAGCGCCAACGGGCCCGCCCCUGUGGCCCUGGCUUCAGCCCCGGCUACAACCCCAGUCGCCCCACCGGUUGCAGCUCCGGUAGCUGCCCCCACGGCUGCCCCGGUCCCGGUGCCGACCGUCCCGGUGGGCGCGUUGGCACAAAAGAAGCGGGCGCAGUACGCCAAAAGCAAGAAGCAGGGCAGCAACGCCAACACCAGGCCUGCCAGGGCCCUGUUCUGCCUCAAACUUAACAACCCUAUACGAAGAGCCUGCAUCAGCCUGGUGGAGUGGAAGCCAUUUGACAUCUUUAUAUUAAUUGCUAUAUUUGCCAACUGUAUGGCCUUAGCUGUGUAUAUCCCCUUCCCUCAGGAUGACUCCAACUCCACCAACCAUGACCUGGAAACGGUAGAACAUGUCUUCCUCGUCAUUUUCACUAUAGAGACCUUCCUGAAGAUUAUCGCCUAUGGUUUAGUGGCGCACCAGAACGCAUAUGUGAGAAACGGAUGGAACAUGCUGGAUUUUGUCAUCGUCGUUGUUGGACUGUUCAGUGUUGUCCUGGAGCUUUUGACCAAAGACUCUGUAGAGACGAAGGAGGAGGCAGAGGCGGGUGCGGCGGCGGCGGCGGCGGCGGCAGCGCUCCACCCCUCCGCGCACGGCCACGGGGGAAAGUCGGGCGGCUUCGACGUCAAAGCCCUCCGAGCCUUCCGUGUACUGCGACCCCUACGCCUGGUCUCAGGAGUGCCCAGUUUACAGGUUGUGUUGAACUCCAUUAUUAAAGCCAUGGUCCCUCUCCUCCACAUCGCCCUGCUGGUCCUGUUUGUCAUCAUCAUCUACGCCAUCAUCGGCCUUGAGCUCUUCAUUGGCAAAAUGCACGCUACCUGCUUCUUCCCCAGCACAGGCAUGAUAGCGGAGGAUGACCCGGCUCCGUGUGCGAUCUCAGGGCACGGGCGCCAAUGUCCCAUCAAUGGCACCGAGUGCAGGGAGGGCUGGCACGGCCCCAACAACGGCAUCACCAACUUUGACAACUUCCUGUUCGCCAUGUUGACGGUGUUCCAGUGCAUCACCAUGGAGGGCUGGACAGACGUCCUCUACUGGAUGAAUGAUGCUAUGGGUCUAGAGCUUCCAUGGGUCUACUUUGUUUCUCUUGUCAUCUUCGGCUCCUUCUUUGUUCUAAACCUGGUUCUGGGAGUGUUGAGCGGAGAGUUUUCCAAGGAGAGAGAGAAGGCCAAGGCCAGAGGAGACUUCCAGAAGCUGAGAGAGAAGCAGCAGCUGGAGGAGGAUCUGAAGGGUUAUCUGGACUGGAUCACACAGGCUGAAGACAUCGACCCAGAGAACGAGGACGAGGAGGGCAACGAGGAGGGAAAACGCAACCGGGUGACUCUGGCUGACCUCACAGAGAAGAAGAAAGGAAGCAGGUUUGGGUGGUUCAGCCAGUCCUCCGACACUCAUGCGAGUAUGCCAGCCAGUGAGACGGAGUCGGUGAACACAGAGAACGUGACCGAGGAUGAGGUGAAGACACCGUGCUGUGGACCUUUUUGUCAAAAAAUUUCAAAGUCAAAGUUCAGUCGGCGCUGGCGUCGCUGGAACAGGUUCUGCCGCAGGAAGUGCCGGUUGGCAGUUAAAUCGGUGCCUUUCUAUUGGCUGGUGAUCAUCCUGGUGUUUCUCAACACACUCACCAUCUCCUCAGAGCACUACAUGCAGCCUGACUGGCUCACUCAAGUACAGGACGUGGCAAACAAGGUUCUGCUGGGAUGUUUUACGUGUGAGAUGAUGACCAAGAUGUACAGUCUGGGCCUGCAGGCCUACUUCGUGUCCCUGUUCAACCGCUUUGACUGCUUUGUAGUGUGUGGAGGCAUCACAGAGACCAUCCUGGUGGAGCUGGCCAUCAUGUCUCCUCUGGGCAUCUCUGUGUUCCGCUGUGUCCGCCUUCUCAGGAUCUUCAAGGUCACACGUCACUGGCAGUCUCUCAGUAACUUGGUGGCAUCGCUGCUCAACUCCAUGAAGUCCAUCGCCUCCCUGCUGCUCCUGCUCUUCCUCUUCAUCAUCAUCUUCUCCCUGCUGGGCAUGCAGGUGUUCGGAGGCAAGUUCAACUUUGACGAGACACAGACCAAGAGGAGCACCUUCGAUAACUUCCCCCAGGCACUGCUCACUGUGUUUCAGAUCCUGACGGGUGAAGACUGGAACGCUGUGAUGUAUGACGGCAUCAUGGCGUACGGUGGCCCUUCCUCAUCAGGGAUGAUCGUCUCCUUCUACUUCAUCAUCCUCUUCAUCUGCGGAAACUACAUCCUGCUGAACGUCUUCUUGGCUAUCGCUGUGGACAACCUGGGAGACGCGGAGUCUCUCAACGCUCCACGAGACAAAAAGGAAGAGAAAAAGGAAGACUUGGUGCCAGUGGAGGAAGAAGAGGAGAAUGCUGCAGCGGAGGAGGAGGAGGAGCCGGAGGUUCCAGCAGGGCCACGCCCACCCAUCUCUGAACUGGUCAAGAAGGAGAAGAUCACCCCCAUCCCUGAUGGCAGCGCCUUCUUUAUCUUCAGCAAGACCAACCCGAUCCGGGUGGGAUGUCAUAAACUCAUCAAUCACCACAUCUUCACCAACCUCAUCCUGGUCUUCAUCAUGCUCAGCUCUGUCUCCCUCGCUGCAGAGGACCCCAUACGCAACUUCUCUGCUCGCAACAUCAUACUUGGUUACUUUGACUAUGCUUUCACGGCUAUCUUUACUGUUGAGAUCCUGUUGAAGAUGACCACAUACGGGGCGUUCCUCCAUAAAGGGGCGUUCUGUAGGAACACCUUCAACCUGCUGGAUCUGCUGGUGGUGGGGGUCUCCCUGGUCUCCUUCUGCAUCCAGUCCUCUGCCAUCUCAGUGGUGAAGAUUCUGAGGGUCCUGCGUGUGCUUCGGCCCCUGAGGGCUAUCAACAGAGCCAAAGGUCUCAAGCACGUAGUCCAGUGUGUGUUUGUGGCCAUCAGGACCAUCGGUAACAUCAUGAUCGUCACCACGCUGCUGCAGUUCAUGUUUGCCUGCAUAGGAGUACAGCUCUUUAAGGGGAAGUUUUACCGCUGUACAGACGAAGCCAAGUCCAGCCCAGACGAAUGCAAGGGCACCUACAUCCAUUUUAAGGACGGGGACGUGAACCAGCCGGCCAUCCAAAAGAGAGUGUGGCACAACAGCGAGUUCAACUUUGACAACGUGCUGAUGGCCAUGAUGGCUCUUUUCACCGUGUCUACCUUCGAGGGCUGGCCUUCGUUGCUCUACAAGGCCAUAGACUCUAACAGGGAGAACCUGGGUCCCAUCUACAACUACCGCAUCGAGAUCUCCAUCUUCUUCAUCAUCUACAUCAUCAUCAUCGCUUUCUUCAUGAUGAACAUCUUCGUCGGCUUCGUCAUCGUCACCUUCCAGGAGCAAGGAGAGAAAGAGUACAAGAACUGUGAGCUUGAUAAGAACCAGCGGCAGUGUGUGGAGUAUGCCCUGAAGGCCCGUCCGUUGAGGAGGUACAUCCCUAAGAACCCCUACCAGUAUAAGUUCUGGUACGUGGUCAACUCCACAGGGUUUGAGUACAUCAUGUUCGUCCUCAUCAUGCUCAACACGCUCUGCCUGGCUGUGCAGCACUAUGGCCAGUCUGCAACAUUUAACUAUGUGAUGGACAUCCUCAACAUGGUCUUCACUGCUGUUUUCACUGCAGAGAUGGUGCUCAAACUCAUCGCCUUCAAACCUCGGAACACGGAGGACAGUGCUCGCAUCUCCAUCACCUUCUUCCGACUGUUCCGAGUCAUGCGAUUGGUCAAGCUGCUGAGUAGAGGGGAGGGCAUCCGCACCCUCCUGUGGACCUUCAUCAAGUCCUUUCAGGCUCUGCCCUAUGUCGCCCUUCUGAUCGCCAUGCUCUUCUUCAUCUAUGCUGUCAUCGGCAUGCAGGUGUUCGGGAAGGUAGCCAUGGUGGAUGGCACCCACAUCAACAGGAACAACAACUUUCAGACCUUCCCUCAGGCCGUGUUGUUGCUCUUUAGGUGUGCCACGGGGGAGGCGUGGCAGGAGAUCAUGUUGGCGUGUGUGUCUGGAAAGCUGUGUGACCCAGAGUCUGACUACAACCCUGGAGAGGAGAUGACCUGUGGAGCCAGCUUCGCCUACAUCUACUUCAUCAGCUUCUACAUGCUCUGUGCAUUCCUGAUUAUCAAUUUGUUUGUGGCUGUCAUCAUGGACAACUUUGACUAUCUGACUCGUGAUUGGUCGAUCCUGGGUCCUCACCACUUGGACGAGUUUAAGAGGAUCUGGUCUGAGUAUGACCCAGAGGCCAAGGGCAGGAUUAAACAUCUGGACGUGGUCACUCUGCUCCGACGCAUUCAGCCUCCUCUGGGCUUCGGCAAACUCUGUCCUCAUAGAGUGGCCUGCAAGAGACUGGUGGCCAUGAACAUGCCUCUAAACAGCGACGGCACCGUGAUGUUCAAUGCUACCCUAUUUGCAUUAGUACGCACAGCCUUGAAGAUCAAAACUGAUGGUAAUCUGGAGCAGGCCAACGAGGAGCUGAGAGCGGUCAUCAAGAAGAUCUGGAAGAGGACCAGUAUGAAGCUACUGGACCAAGUGGUGCCCCCUGCUGGUGAUGAUGAGGUAACCGUGGGGAAGUUCUAUGCCACCUUCCUGAUACAGGACUACUUUAGGAAAUUCAAGAAACGUAAAGAGGAGGGCCUGGUAGGGGUGCACGCCUCCCAGAACAACACAGCCAUCGCUCUACAGGCUGGCCUUCGCACGCUACAUGAUAUCGGGCCUGAAAUUCGACGAGCGAUAUCAUGUGACCUGCAAGAUGACGAGCUAGUAGACUUUAUUCCAGAGGAGGACGAGGAGAUUUAUAGGCGCAACGGCGGCCUGUUCGGUAACCACGUCAACCACGUGAACGGGGACCACCACCGGCGCUCAUCGAGUCACCAAACCAACGCCACCCAGCGGCCCCUGCAAGUGCAGCCGCCUCCGCACUACGCCCACAUGGAGCAGCCGGUGGGGCGUCUCUGCCGGGCCAAUGCCAUGUCCCACCCUAACCACCACCAUCACCACCACCACCACAACUCCUCCUACGGCAAGUCGCCCAAGUCCACCAACAUCAACUUGAACAAUGCCAACGUGUCCAGUCUGCCCAACGGAGGAGGGCACCACCACCGCUACUACGAGCACGCUCCGCCCCCCGCAAACGGUUACCCUGGACACCGUGGCGGCCCCUACUACCCCGACUACGACAAGCCACCUCCUCGCGGCACGCCGCAAGGACAAAGAAGGCGCUACUAUGAGACCUAUGUUAGGUCCCACGUAGGAGACGUCCGCCACCCGACCAUCCGGCGGGAGGAGGAGUUUGACGAUGACAGGUACUCAGGAGAGUACUAUAGCGGGGAGGAGUUCUACGAGGACGACAGCAUGUUGUCAGGAGACAGGAGGUCCUAUAAAGAAUACCUGGACAGGUACCAGAACAGUGACACAGAGUAUGAGACUCCUAGAGGCUACCACCACCCCGACAGUUACUAUGACGACGAUGAGCAGCCCCUCUACCAAGAUGGAAGGAGGUCGCCUAAGAGACGGAUGCUUCCUGCCACGCCUCAAGGUCACCGGAGGCCCUCCUUCAACUUUGAGUGCCUGAGAAGGCAAGGCAGUCAGGACGAGCUACCACACCAACGCACUGCACUACCACUGCACCUAAUGCAGCACCAGGUGAUGGCUGUAGCAGGGCUGGACUCCAGCAGAGCCCACCGUCUCUCCCCCACCCGCUCCACCCGCUCCUGGGCCACUCCCCCCGCCACUCCGGCCAGUAAGGAACAGUCGCCCUACUACACGCCCCUCAUCAGGGUCGAUCUCCCCGGACGCAGGGAGAGCGCCUCCAGCAGCCAGGUGUCUGUGAGGAAGAGUUCGUGGUACACAGACGACCCAGAGUACUCCCAGAGGACCUACUCCCCCGUCCACCUCCAGCUGCCUCCAGAGUACCGACAGCAUUACCACCAGAAGAGAGGCAGUGCUACCAGCCUGGUGGAGGCGGUUUUGAUAUCAGAGGGGCUCGGGAGAUACGCCAAGGAUCCAAAGUUCGUGGCGGCCACCAAGCACGAGAUAGCGGACGCAUGCGAGAUGACCAUUGACGAGAUGGAGAGCGCGGCCAGCCACUUGCUGAACGGCGGUGUGGCGCCGGCGGUUAAUGGGGUCAACGUGUACCCCGUCAUGAGCGAGCGGGACUACGACCUCCAGGACGCCACGGCCAGUUACAGUGACGAGGAGCCGGAGGUGGAGCUUAGAUUACCGUACGAGGAGGACCUGGCAGACGAGAUGAUCUGCAUCACCACUUUAUAGCAUCGGCUGGAGAAUAAACUACUAGAAACUAACUACUAGCUGUAUGUACUCUACUUCAUAUAGACUACAGUACCAUCAGUGGAAAACUAAAUGAGAAAUGCAUCUAUUGGCUUACGACCAAAAGAAGUGCCUUUUACAUGGAAGAGAAAGGCACCUAUGAGGAGAGAGAGACACACUUAUUCUCUCACUCACCCUCUGCCAGCCAGGGAAUUCACAUCACUUCUGUCAAUCACAAGACCAGGAGCCAAUCCUGGUGCCAGGGAACCAUGUUAGUCCCACCCUCCCAGACCGACACUACUGGCGCAUAGAAGGCCAUGACCAUCUGUCAUAGGUCACCGUCUGGAGGUGACACUCACAGGUUCAUCAACGAGCCAAUUGCAGACGAGGACAUGGCGUGUCAGUGGAGGAGAUGGACCUAUUGGCAGAGGCGUGAGGUACCGUGGGCAGGUCGUUAAGGGUGAUGACAAUCAGAUGUAAGAUGUCAUUCCCUCUGUCACUUUAUUAAGAUUUUGGCAUAUCAUGCAAGUUUUCAAUGCAAGCAUAGAAAGGCAUAUCUCUCCCCACCUAACCCCCCUUAGAUGUUUUAGUAUAACUUUGAUCCCGGAAUCAUUGACAUAAAUAAUUAAAAGAUGGCUGUAGAUGGUUCACAACGAACAGAUUCUUAGAGAAUAACCAGUUUACGUAUGCAGGAGAUAUCAGUCACAUUUAUAGCAUCUUCCAACUGGAGAUAUACACUUCUGAGACGACUACAGCAUGGAAUAAAUGCACUAGCAGGCAGGUUGUUUUUAAUUUGACAAUAGCCUGACGAUGAAUAUUUCAUAGUAGAUAUAGUGUAAAUGAAUUGUAUUAUAUAAACAAAAAGAAAAACUUUGUAAAGAGAUGUUCUAUAUUUUGUAAUUGUGUACCAUUUCAAAAGAAGAUCAGCAAUACACACCCUAAUGAAUCCUAUUAUGCUACCAGGAAAGAAGAUCGCUGGUGUUAUUAUUUUAUUAGGUACAAUAUUCUGACAUUUAUUUGCCUUUUCUUUGUUGUUGCUCAUAUGCAUCCUUGACAUGUCUGUGAACAGCUUUUUUUAAUUGUUUUGUUUUUCGUGUAACAACACAGCUGCACAAGAUAUGCAAAUGUCUUUGUUUUUUUACUUGUUUUAUGAGCAUAAGAACACUGUAUAUGUGUUACUCAAACCACACCAACACCAGUACCACAAAGUAAAGUACCCCUUAUUAAGAGCAUCUUUGUAGGACUUGAUGUUAGCUAAGGCUCAAGGAGGCUAUUCUACCUUUAUAAAGAUGUGAUACGUAACUUCCGUGUUUGCAUAUGUUGUGCAGAGGAGGUGCACAGCACAGAAAGGUCAAAUGCCUAGUGCAUUGACAAUGCUGCUUCAUUCUCCCAUUUUCAAAUGAAUUCUACAACUUUAUUAGUUUCAUCUGUCCCAACUGAAAUGCCUUCUGCUGCUGAAAGAAAACAAUAUGAUAGACGUGAGAUGAACAGAAAUCUCCCUGUCGUUCUCAAUGCUUUUAUUGGGAUUUUUCCUCAAUAUACGACUUGUUGAUCACGAUUAAUGUAAGUUAAUUCCACUGAUCCUUUCAAACUGAAUCUUCCUAAUCACUUGGCCUUUAUGUUGUUGUGUGCGAGACUUGUGACAGACUGGGCCGGUGUGAGCCAGGACAGACGGGAUGCAUGGUGGUUGAUUGGUAAGGCACGUAUUCAUCAGGGAUGUUGACAGGGCAGAUGAGCUCACGUGAUGAGGCUGCAUCUAGCCUGGGUGCCAGUCUGGUUCUGCUCUCUCGCCAACUCCUUACGGAAUUGUCAAGCAAAACAUGACGAUGGAGUAGGCAAAAGCACAAACAGAUCUGGGACCAGGCUAGGUAUCAUCAUGGUCUAGGUAGGUCCACGGUCUCCACCAUUGUUGUCCUCUUCUGUUGUGUUGUCGUGUCAUAUUUGGCCCGAAGUGUUUUAGCUGGAGAGAGGCUAAGCAAUACUAACCCCCUCACUCUCUCAGCCUCUCUGGCUUCUCUCUGCAUACACUAUACCUCGUGGUGGUCCAGCAUCGUCUGGGGAAAACAUAUCAGCCUUCCUCUCAACCAACCAGUCUGUUUCCCACAGCCAUCUUAUCCGUCCAAUGAGAAGGGAGUGUUUGUACUAUGGCUCAUUUUACAAGAAAACUCAACUUUUGUUGAUAUCAAUGCAAGUUGAAAAUUGAUGCACCACAAAAUUACUUUACACUAGCAGACAAAAAAUAAAGUACUAAGUUCACUUUUUUUUCAGGCGCUGCCCUGGAUAGUUUGAAUAAGCACAGAUGAUGGGUAGGUGAUGAGACGUGUGGGAUCUGUAAUUCAUGAGUGUUUGAUUUGUAGGUCAUGAGUUCGCAUUGCGUUCUCAGUCAACCUGAAUACUGUCGUGAAAAUGUAGGUUAUCCACUUUGUGUGCACAUUGAAAGGGCUCUUUGAAUUGUUUGAGUAAAAAAAAAUGUGUUCUGGUCUUUUUGUUGAGAAUUAUUUUGUGAAAGGACCAAUGCGCAUUCCAGGCACGUUAUACUAUUCGUAGCAAUUACUGAUAAACUGAAAAUAUGCAUUAUUUUGUAAACACUUUUAAAAAGGUUGUGUUAAACUAAAGAUAAAACAAACAUACUUUUACCUCAUGUCAGGGAUUCCUGAAAAAAGAAAAGAGAAAAUGAUUUGGUUCAUUCUAUACCAAUGGUAAUUCAAUAUUAGCACAUAGCUGUUUGUCUUUGCACAAGUAACUGUAUAGUGCUAUUGUUUCUCCUUUUUCUAUACACAUUUUUGUGAAUUAAGGUGAGACAAUUUUGUACUUUUUUGUGACUGUGUGUAUGGUUUAGUGAAAUCUAUAUUUGUCAUUUACACCUCACCUUUCAAUGCUGGGACAGAAAGAAUCUGAAAAAAAAUAAAGAAAAAAAUAUACAUUUUCAAGGUGCACUGUUCCUCUGUUGGCGGGUUAAAAAAAGAUAAAUCCAAUGGUAAUAUACCAGUUUACAGAGAAACCCUUGUUGAUUUAAACAUUUUGAUUAGUUUUCAUUCUAUUAUUAUAAUUAUUAUGAUUACUAUUACUACUAUUACUGUUAUUAAAUAUGUAUUAAAAUAGAAGAUAAUGUAAAAUAUGUACAAACAUAUGGAAAGACCCAUGCUAAUGUUCUCUACUUGAAAGUCCUUAUAUUUUCUCUGUAAUGUUUUUAUUCAGUAAACAUGAUUUCUCUUAGUAGCAAAUGCUUUAUUAUGACCCUCUAUGUUUUGUAUCAAUUCAUUUUUUUUCCAUUUUUUUUGUUGCCUUGAAUUCAUUUUAAUCAAUAAUGAUAUUUUAUUUUCUAAUGAUUAUUACUGAAUAAACUUACACUGAAAUUCUA
This is a messenger RNA of Salvelinus namaycush (lake trout), 10037 nucleotides long. Its product is annotated as voltage-dependent L-type calcium channel subunit alpha-1D-like. The transcript is spliced from 47 exons. The coding region runs from base 389 to 6679 and encodes 2096 amino acids. Gene Ontology annotation, biological process: calcium ion import across plasma membrane. The record is from RefSeq and is a predicted model, not a curated record. Gene Ontology annotation, molecular function: high voltage-gated calcium channel activity. NCBI's taxonomy places the organism in Eukaryota, Metazoa, Chordata, Actinopteri, Salmoniformes, Salmonidae. Gene Ontology annotation, cellular component: voltage-gated calcium channel complex; membrane.